AUGGCUGAACUACUGGGAACUCUAUCCAGGAAACCCAAGUGUUACUCACUUUAUCACGUGACCUUUCUUCUCCUAAUAAGUGUAGUCCUGGUUUACUUUGGCUAUUGUCACCUGAACCGAAGACACCGGAAUAUGGAAAACAUGCUAGCUUGGGAAAGCCUGGGUCUUAGAAAACCGGGCGGCCUGAAAGUUGUAAAAUUAUCCCAGAUGAUUUAUCCCCAGCCAGACCUACGAAGUCCCACUAGGAAAGAUGUCCUUGUUGUGACUCCUUGGCAGGCUCCUAUUGUCUGGGAGGGGACCUUCAAUACUGACAUUCUGAAUGAUCAGUUUCGGCACCAGAAUGCCACCAUUGGAUUAACUGUGUUUGCCGUAAAAAAAUACGUGAUCUUUCUGAGUUCUUUCCUGAAGAGCGCAGAGAGCUUCUUCAUGGUGGGGCAUAGAGUAAAUUAUUAUGUCUUCACUGACCUGCCACACACUGUUCCCCGAGUUCACCUCCAAAAUGGAAGACAGUUGUUUGUCCUCAAGGUCCGGAACUAUACCCGCUGGCAAGACAUCUCCAUGCAUCGCAUGGAAAUAAUUAGCAAUUUCUCCAAGCAGCGCUUCCAACGUGAGGUGGAUUACCUGGUGUGUUCGGAUGUGGACAUGAAGUUCAGGGAUCACGUGGGUGUGGAGAUCCUCUCCUCUUUAUUCGGCACCCUCCAUCCUGGCUUCUUCGGUCACAGCCGGCAGAGCUUCACCUAUGAACGCCGAGCUCUGUCACAAGCCUAUAUAUCUCAGGAUGAAGGGGACUUUUAUUACAUAGGCGCCCUUUUUGGGGGGACAGUACAAGAGGUUUACCGGCUCACCAAGGCCUGUCAUGAGGCAAUUAUGACCGACAAAGGUAAUAACAUCGAGGCCGUAUGGCAAGAGGAGAGUCACUUGAACAAGUAUCUACUUUACUACAAACCCACCAAGGUCCUCUCCCCAGAGUAUAUGUGGGAUAAUCGCAUGCUAUUGCAAAUGACACCUAUACAGCUGCUACAAUGGAACAUGGUCAUCCGUAAGAAGAGAUUUGUGAUAUUGAUAAAGAAUUAUGAAACAUUGCGGUCCUGA
This is a messenger RNA of Chrysochloris asiatica (Cape golden mole), 1092 nucleotides long. Its product is annotated as histo-blood group ABO system transferase-like. Gene Ontology annotation, molecular function: glycoprotein-fucosylgalactoside alpha-N-acetylgalactosaminyltransferase activity. Gene Ontology annotation, cellular component: Golgi apparatus; membrane; vesicle. Bases 1 to 1092 code for a protein of 363 amino acids. The record is from RefSeq and is a predicted model, not a curated record. The transcript has a single exon. NCBI's taxonomy places the organism in Eukaryota, Metazoa, Chordata, Mammalia, Afrosoricida, Chrysochloridae. Gene Ontology annotation, biological process: carbohydrate metabolic process.